Polychytrium aggregatum is the source of this 1167-nucleotide messenger RNA. Its product is annotated as concanavalin A-like lectin/glucanase domain-containing protein. Lineage: Eukaryota; Fungi; Chytridiomycota; Chytridiomycetes; Polychytriales. Gene Ontology annotation, biological process: glucan catabolic process. The transcript is spliced from 2 exons. Gene Ontology annotation, molecular function: hydrolase activity, hydrolyzing O-glycosyl compounds. The record is from RefSeq and is a predicted model, not a curated record. Bases 1 to 1167 code for a protein of 388 amino acids.
AUGUCCUACUCUCUCGUCGACACCUACCCCGCUGGCUCCGGCUUCUUUGAUCGCUUCAAUUUCUAUGAACGCAAGUCUAUUUCCCAGACGUCGGACUUUGCCGCCUACCAGAGCCGAGCCAAUGCCGAAGCUCUUGGGCUGAUCACCACCGGGCCCGACGGACCAACCGUCAUCCGGGUCGACUCGACCACGAUCGUCAAUGCCAGCUCCCUGGGCCGUCCGACCGUUCGCAUCCAAUCGGCCGCCACGCUGACCUUUGGCCUCUAUAUCUUUGACAUUGCCCACGCUCCCAUCGGCUGCGGCAUCUGGCCUGCCCUGUGGUUCAAAAAGACCACCGGCCCAACCGACCCCAGCGCCGCCGAGGUCGACAUCUUCGAGGCCAUCAACAUGCGUACCUCCAACGGCAUCGGGUUCUACAACAACGGUCACUGCUACGCAUCCCCCGCCGCCCAAUCCAAGCUCAACAUCACCCAGAUGAGCUGCGGCGUCAACGUCAACGACCGCUCGGCCGCCAGCGGAUGCAACUACGACGACCUUCCUGUGGGCUCGGCCGGCGAUGCCUUCAACCAGCAGGGCGGCGGUGUCUAUGCCAUGGAAAUGACAUCGAACUACAUGAACUAUUACUACUGGCCGCGCGCUCAGAUCCCCAGCGACGUCGCCAACGGCAACCCCGAUCCGUCGUCGUGGGGGAUGCCUUAUAUCAACUUCCCCUUUGACUGCUGCUCGCCCGACUGGUUCCAGGGCCUCAACCUGAUCCUGAACAUCAACGUGUGCGGAACCUGGGUCGGCGGAUCGACCGAUCCACAGUGCUCUGGUCUUUGGACCAGCCCGGCCACCUGCAAUGCGUACAUGGCUGCCCACCCGGAGGGACUUACCGAGGGCUACUGGUCCAUCAACUCGUUCAAGAUCUACCAGAAGCAGCAGCAGGCCGCCUUUGCGCGCAACCCGACCGCCACCUGCCCGGCGGAUGCCGUCGUUACCGCAACUAUCACCCAGACCCCUGUUUCGGCUGUUCUGGCCCCGUCGCCCUCGGUCAAGCCAACGACUACCAAGAGUCGCGCUCCCUCGACCACCGGCAAGACCAACGGCGCAACGGGCGCUCCUUCGGCAUCGCUCCUGCCGUACACGCUCGUCUUGGCUGUGAUGCUGAUGAGAAAGUUCUUCUGA